This is a messenger RNA of Mizuhopecten yessoensis (Yesso scallop), 4712 nucleotides long. RefSeq lists its product as uncharacterized. Gene Ontology annotation, molecular function: nucleic acid binding. NCBI's taxonomy places the organism in Eukaryota, Metazoa, Mollusca, Bivalvia, Pectinida, Pectinidae. Bases 189 to 4235 code for a protein of 1348 amino acids. Gene Ontology annotation, biological process: DNA integration. The transcript has a single exon. The record is from RefSeq and is a predicted model, not a curated record.
UACAUGUCGCUGUUUGUCGGUCUGAAAAGUCUGUUUACUAUCCGGUACUUAGUACAACGUCUGUUUAUGGAAAUUGCAUUGUGGGUAAAUAAAACCAUGCGUUGAUCAGCCAUGUUUGCUGUUUGUGAUUCUGUGAUCAGAUCACCCAAAAACACAACAUAUUUUGGCGACGAGGUGAAGUUUUAAAGAUGACAUCGACUUUUGGGAAGAUCGAUGCGUUUGAUGAUUCGCAGGGAGAGACCUGGGAACAUUAUACGGAGCGCCUAGGGCAGUAUUUCGUCGCAAAUGGUAUCGGUAACGAGGAACCGGGUGAUAAGGAAAAAAGGCGGGCGAUCCUGCUAAGUGUGUGUCGGGCGAAAGUCUACACAUUGAUGAGCGAUUUGUCAGCACCUACAAAGCCAAGUGAAAAGACAUACGAGGAUUUGGUGGUUCUAGUGAAGGAACAUUCAGCUCCUAAACCGUCAGAGAUUGAACAGCGAUACAAAUUUCACAAUCGAUUCAGGAAAACCGGUGAGUCUGUUUCGCAGUACAUUGCCGCGUUACGCAAUUUAUCUGAACAUUGUAAUUUUGGUGGAACUCUCGAAACUAUGAUCCGAGACAGGUUAGUUUGUGGUAUCAAUGAAGACAGGAUUCAGAGACGUCUGCUGUCAGAGGGUGAAUUGACAUUCACAAAGUCCUAUGAAAUUGCCAUAUCUAUGGAAACCGCAGCCAAGAAUGUUAUCGAUUUACAACAGGACACGACACCUGCGGGUGCGGGAAAAAUUCAUAAAGUCAGUCAACUGAAACGGGGUCAACAGAGACCCAAGUCACAGCAACAAACACAGGGUCACAGAGCACAGGCUCCGAAUAAUCAAGGUAAUCUUCAGAAACCAUGUUUCCGGUGCGGAGGUAAACACAAACCCCAGAACUGUAAGUUUAAAGACUCUGAAUGUUUUUAUUGUCGUAAGAAAGGACACAUUAUUGAGAAGUGUUUGACUAGACUUGCUGAAUGUAAAGGGGGUCGAGUUACUCACAGUAGUGACAGGAAAAAACAGAAUAAGGUCAAUGCUUUAGAGGAAGUCGAUGAUGAUGACAUUUAUCCAAUGUUUCGAGUGUCUUCGUCUAACAAAGAGCCCUAUACAGUAACGCUGUCAGUCAAUGGUAUUCCGUUACAAAUGGAGAUUGAUACGGGGGCGUCGAAAACGGUGGUAGGCGAGCCUGCAUUUGAACGUUUGACUAAAUGCGACAAAGUAACACUAAAACCGUCAAAUACCAAAUUGAAAACCUACACUGGUGAAAUGGUACCUGUUUUGGGACGUUUUGAAGUUCCUGUGAACUAUGGCAAGUUUGACGGGGUACUACAAGCUGAAGUUGUCAAGGGAGACAAUCCGUGCUUGCUGGGAAGAGAUUGGCUACAGCACAUUCAGCUCGACUGGAAUGAAAUUUUCAGUAUCUCGCAUGAUUCGGACAACAGUAUUAUCGAUGAGAUUGUGAGUAAGCAUCCAUCUGUUUUUGAGCCAGGCCUAAGCAAAGUUCGUGGGACCAAGGCCAAGAUUUACGUUGAUCCACAGGAAAAACCGUUGUAUUUCAAAGCGCGACCUACUCCGUAUGCACUUCGCGACAAAAUCGAACAUGAACUGGAUAGACUGGUUGCUGAGGGAACCAUAUCACCAGUUGAGUUCUCAGAAUGGGCUACACCCAUUGUUCCGAUUGUCAAGAGUGAUAAAUCAAUACGGAUUUGCGGUGACUACAAAGUAACAGUCAAUAAAGUCUCGAAACUCGACAACUACCCAAUUCCGAAGACGGAAGAUCUUUACGCGACUCUGGGCGGUGGAACAGAUUAUUCGAAAUUGGACCUGAGUCAAGUGUAUCAACAGCUCGAGUUGGAUGACAGUUUGAAACCGUACACGACCAUAAACACGCACAAAGGGUUGUUUGUCUACAAUCGUCUUCCAUACGGCGUAGCAUCCGCUCCUGGAAUAUUUCAGAGGACAAUGGAGAACCUGUUACAAGGCAUACCCCAAGUUAUCGUGCGCGUAGAUGAUAUUUUGGUUACCGGUAAGAACCGACGUCAACACUUAGAAAACUUGGAGGCUGUUCUCAACCGUCUGGAAAAAGCCGGUGUGAAGCUUAAACGUAGCAAAUGUUACUUCCUAAGGAAAGAGGUGGAGUACCUAGGGCACCGAAUUAACAGUGAAGGCAUGCAGCCUAUUGAGGGCAAGGUCAUGGCAAUUAAGGAUGCACCAGCACCAACAAACGUGAAAGAGCUACAGGCAUUUCUGGGAAUGUUGAACUAUUAUUCAUAUUACUUACCUAGGUUAAGCACAACCUUAGCACCAUUAUAUGCGUUGCUGGGCAAGGAUGUCAAGUGGAAAUGGGACAAAGCCGAAGAUGAAGCUUUCCGCGAAGCGAAGGACAUGCUUCAGUCAGACACGCUUCUCGUACAUUAUGACCCGGAUAAAGAACUUGUGUUGUCAUGCGAUGCCUCACCGUACGGUCUUGGGGCAGUGCUGUCACAUGUGAUGCUAGAUGGUCGCGAGCGACCGAUCGCAUAUGUAUCGCGAACACUUGCUCCUGCAGAGAAAAAUUACUCGCAGCUUGACAAAGAAGGUGCAGCGUUGAUAUUUGGUGUACGCAAAUUUCACCAAUAUCUUUUUGGACAAAAGUUUGUUGUCUACACGGACCAUAAACCGUUGCUUGGUUUAUUCAAAGCAGACAGAGCCAUUCCGAGCAUGGCAUCGGCACGCAUUCAGAGGUGGGCUCUGCUACUAGCUACGUAUGAGUACGAUUUGCGGUAUCGACCAGGAACUAAGAACAGUAACGCUGAUGGUCUGAGUCGCUUACCGUUGAGUGAAACCGUGGUUAACAUUCCUUUACCAGGAGAGACCCUAUUACUUCUUGAACACUUGGACACAACUCCAGUGACAUUUAAGCAAAUUCAGGAAUGGACCGCGAAAGACCCAGUUCUUAUACAAGUACUAGCACAUGUGCAGGAUGGAUGGAACAAAUGUGGAAGCGAAGAGACUAAACCAUACUUCAAUAGGAAGGCUGAACUCUCCUGUCAUGAAGAUGUGUUACUUCAUGGAAACCGCGUGGUUGUACCGAAACCAGGACGCGCCAAAUUGUUAGAAUUCCUGCAUGAAGGACAUCCAGGAAUUGUACGGAUGAAAGCACUAGCGCGUAGUCACGUGUGGUGGCCGGGAAUAGAUUCCGACAUCCAAGAUAAAGUGCAGGCAUGUACGGAGUGUCAGCUACAGAGACCUGUACCACCGGUGGCACCGCUUCACUCUUGGGACUGGCCAGACCGGCCAUGGUCGCGAAUCCAUGUGGAUUAUGCGGGCCCUUUCCUCGGGCAAAUGUUUCUUGUAGUCGUGGACUCGUAUAGCAAGUGGUUGGAAGUCGUACCAACAAAUUCGUCAACAUCUACGGUGACAAUCGCGAAACUGCGUCAAAUCUUUGCGGAACACGGUCUACCAGAUAAACUUGUUUCAGACAAUGGUCCAUGUUUUAUAAGUGAAGAAUUUGAGACAUUCUUGAGAGAAAAUGGAAUUCAACACGUGAAAAUAUCACCACACCAUCCAGCUACAAAUGGACUUGCGGAACGUUCAGUACGCAUUUUCAAAGAGGGAAUGAAAAAGAUGGGCACUUCCGGUGGUGAUACCGCAGCUAAGUUAAGUCGUUUCCUACUCUCGUACAGGUCAACUCCGCAAACAACGACCGGGCUCUCACCUGCAGAACUCUUGUUCAAUCGCAAGUUGCGAACCAAGCUAGAUUUGGUUAAACCCGACGUUCGUGAACGAGUCGUCAAGCGACAACAAACUCAGAAAAACUAUCAUGACAGUCGCGCUAAAGAACGUGUAUUUGCGGAAGGAGACCAAGUUUUCGUUAAAAACUUUUAUUCAGGACCAAAAUGGAAAUCUGGAGAAAUAGUAUCUAAGACCAGUCCUGUUUCAUACACGGUCGAAGGUCAAAAUGGUGUCAGGGCUAGACGGCACGUAGAUCAUAUCAGACAGAGACACUGUUUGGCAGUCGCUGAGCCAAACAUUCACCAGGAAAUAUUUGAGUCGGACGCUCAUCCAGUCAUAACUGCAGUUUCCGACGUGGUAACCAACUCCAAGGACUCUUCACCAUCCGUGGGGGAAAAGGAAGGCUCCAGUCCAAAACAGACAAAGCAAUCGUCUGUUGUGCCAGUUGUUAGACCGCAACGUGUGAAGACAACGCCUGCAUACUUGAAGGACUAUGUGACUCAAAAAUGAACACAUUCAGAAUUUGUGCAAAUAAUAAUUUGUACCAAUUGCAGUUAACUGUUUUGAAAGUUUUCUUAUAAACUGUUAAUUUCCUAGUUAAGUCAAAUGUGCCGGUAGUACAUUUUUGAAAAGACUGUUUGAAGUUUAUAGUUAAUAAUAACAAACAACGUUAUUUCAUUUUGAAGUUAAAAGUCAUUUAAUUCAGUAAAUUCAGUUUUAUCAUAUAGUUCAGUGACAUUUACAGACAAUGGACAGUAAUUCAUACAUUUAGUUUACAACAAGAAUUAGUAUAAUUCAAAUGUGAUUUGAAAUGCUUAUAAUUCUAUUUUCAGACUCUAUUCUGAACAGUGUUAACGUCUUUACUUAAAGGUGGAGGAAUGUAGUGUAUUUGAUAUGAUAUGCUAAUCAUACUACAUGUCGCUGUUUGUCGGUCUGAAAAGUCUGUUUACUAUCCGGUACUUAGUACAACGUCUGUUUAUUGAAAUU